AUGGCAUUCGAAUUGGGCACACCCAUCAACACUGCGCUGCUGCUCUACAUUCUCUACUCAGUGCAGCGGAUCCUCUUCCCAUCAAACGCUGUCCCUGAGACGGCGCCGAACGAGUUCAAGACAAGCUACUCGUGGAUACCCAAGACGCACCCGCCCACGCUCCUGUUCAAGACCUACACGCCAAAGACGCUGGAACCAUUCAACGGCCAGGAUGGGAAACGCAUCCUGCUUGGGAUUAAUGGCGUCGUAUAUGAUGUUACGGCGGGGCGGAACUUCUACGGGCCUGAGGGAAUGUACGCGAACUUUGCGGGACGGGACGCCUCCCGAGGGAUGGCGAAGCAGUCUUUCGAUCUCGAGAUGCUCACGCCCGUGGACAAGGCGCUAGACAAGCUCGAUGACUUGACUCCGGAGGAGAUCGACAAUAUGCGAGGCUGGAUGGACCACUUCUCUAACAAGUAUAUCAUCUGUGGCAAGCUUGUGGAGAAUGAUGCUGCUUGA
Messenger RNA from Fibroporia radiculosa, 498 nucleotides. RefSeq lists its product as uncharacterized. Gene Ontology annotation, cellular component: membrane; endomembrane system. Bases 1 to 498 code for a protein of 165 amino acids. The transcript is spliced from 5 exons. Lineage: Eukaryota; Fungi; Basidiomycota; Agaricomycetes; Polyporales; Fibroporiaceae. The record is from RefSeq and is a predicted model, not a curated record.